AGGGUGCACGCAGUACCAUGUGCAUUGAUUGCAUUGAUUGGUGACCCAGCUGGUGCGGCCGUGACUGUUCUCUGUGUUGGCAGUGCGGGCCCCUGCUCCAAGACACGAUGCAUAGCUUCUUGGCGCUGCUGCGGGAGAGCAGGGAUACCUGCCCACCACCUGUGGAGCUGGUGGCCUUUGCAGGAAGACUGUGCCGGGACCUGCAGGAUGACCUCGCCCAGGCAGAGCCCUUGGUGGAGGCCCUGCUGGAGAGCCAGCUCCGCCUGCAGCUGCUGGACAACAAGGACGUGGUGCUGGUGUGUGCACGUGUGCUGGCACGGCAGGAGCAGCCCCAGGCUGCCCGCCAGCUCCUGGAGGGUUGCCGGGCACCUGCGGGAGGCAGCCAGGAGCUGGUGCAGCUCUGGAAUGACAUCCACUAUGACCUGGAGAGGAAAAGGCUGGGUGUGGCCACGCUGACCCCCUUGCAGAGGUUCCGCUGCCGGAAGAGGCAUCCACCACCCUCCUCCCUCUGCCCAGAGGGUCUGAAGAGCCGGUACUUUCCCAAAGAGGUUCGCCAGAAGCUGCAGGAUUUUGCCUUGAGUGUGUGCAGCAGCCCCAAUAAGGACCAGAGGGAGAACCUUGCAUUGGAGACGAGCUUGACAGUCGAGCAGGUAUGCAACUGGUUUUCCAACUACCGGCGGCGCCAAAAAUCCCUUCUGAGCCCACAGCAAGCCCUGCUGGGGCCAUCAGGCAACUGCCACAUUGAGGCCCAGUUUGGGGACAGGCCUGCACACUCAGCAGGACAUAAGGGAAAUGACCCUCCACCUCCCCCAGAGGCCACCUUAGGACUGUGGGAGCCUCCGUUUCUGGCCCUGGAGUUUCCUGGACAUGAGACCCUCUCACAGCCCCUGGAUCCCAGCAGUGCUCAGUUGAUGGUCAUUGUAAAUACAAGUGCUAAUGUGUUUCAGGUUCCAGUAAUCAUACUUGUUAAGGGUCCCAGCCUUAGUCGUCACAGCUCAUGUGGCACAGGAGGACGGGAGCACAGCACGACUUGUCACGUGUGGGUCCCACAGCCUUCAGGGGCUGAACCCAAGGCUCGACAAGGCACAGAGAUGUUGGCAGAGGGGCUGGGCCACCAUGCUGCAUCCUUAUCGCCCGACUGCCCUGGGCCUGGCCUCUGCCCUCUGGCUGCCGGCAAUGACCUUGUGGCGCCCCGACUGGGCCCCUCAGGAUCGUGGCUGAUGUCCCUCACUGUGGCAUCUUCUGAGGAGGUUUACUUCCAGAAUGGGCAGCUGCUCCACGGUCAGGACCUGGACUUUAUGACGCCCCAUCCGAAGGCCACUGCACCUGGGCCCCUCAUCACACUGGACGGUCCCAGCCCCACAGGAUUCCCUGACCCACUUCAGAGGAACCCCUGGAGCCCGUAUUUGGAGAAGAGUCCGGGCACCAGCAGUGGACAAGCAGACGUGCAGGUCGGGGGCUACCUGGUGACGCAGACCCCACUGCAGCCUCCAGCAUUUAUCCUCCCCCAAAGCCCCCCAGAGCUGGUGCAGGCCUCACACUCCUUUCCCAGCCCAGUGUCCACUGUGGAGCUGAGCCAGCACCUGCAGUCCACCCAGGUGCAGUGGCCCAACAGUCUGGCCUCCAACGACACUUUCUUGGGAGCACAAAUGCUCCUUGAGUUUUCAGGGGGCAUCUGGACUGAACCUUCCUCUGCCACUGGGCAGCAUCCUAAGGGGCAUGUUGGGGGCUGGCCGGCUGUUCAAGAUGACGAGUUACAGAGCUUUAUCCCAAGUUAA
Choloepus didactylus (southern two-toed sloth) is the source of this 1778-nucleotide messenger RNA. It is a transcript of the gene ANHX, whose product is annotated as anomalous homeobox. Gene Ontology annotation, molecular function: DNA-binding transcription factor activity, RNA polymerase II-specific; RNA polymerase II cis-regulatory region sequence-specific DNA binding. NCBI's taxonomy places the organism in Eukaryota, Metazoa, Chordata, Mammalia, Pilosa, Megalonychidae. Gene Ontology annotation, biological process: regulation of transcription by RNA polymerase II. Gene Ontology annotation, cellular component: nucleus; transcription regulator complex. Bases 108 to 1778 code for a protein of 556 amino acids. The transcript is spliced from 10 exons. The record is from RefSeq and is a predicted model, not a curated record.